UUCAUUUUCACCAUACACACAUUGCGAUCGCAAUCACCUAAAGCGGUGUGGGUCUUUAGGUAGCCAUUUUUUUUUCUGUAAAGUUUGUUUUUUUACGUUGUUUAUAGAAAAUACAUCCGUUUAGUUAUGUCCGAAGCUGCAUCAAACGACAGUGAAGCAUGGGCAUUGUUAUCUUUAAAAUCUGCCCCGUCCAGUCCUACAAAAAUUGUAUGGAGUCCGGAACCAAAUGCAGCCGCUAUUGCCAGAUUAGAAGGAAAGGAAUUCGAGUAUAUGAUCAGACAGCACCGAAUUAGCAUAGGCCGAAAUAGUAGCCGCGGUGAAGUAGAUGUAAACAUGGGACAUUCUAGCUUUAUUUCAAGAAAACACUUGGAAAUUUAUUUUGAAAGUCCAUGUUUCUUUAUGAUCUGCCACGGAAAGAAUGGAGUAUUUGUCGACGGUGUGUUUCAGCGGAGAGGUGCACCUCCGUUACAAUUACCGCGAACGUGCAUUUUUAGGUUUCCUAGUACAAAUAUAAAAAUAGUAUUUCAAUCUUUAAUUGAUGAAAGCAGUCCUCCUCGGCGUUCCAUACGUGAAUUUAUGCCUCAAAAACCAAUGACACCAUUAAGGAUAAAAAUACCUGACUCAGAUAUUCCUCAUUUACCUGGUCCGGAAGCUCAUUUCAUGAGUCCAGCACCUUCACCGACUGGUACAAUAAGUGCUGCCAAUUCUUGCCCUGCUAGUCCCCGAGGUGGCAUGGGAAAGAGAAACAUCACUAGCGAUCUACAAAUGGUGGCUGCAUAUGCAGCUGUAGCUGCUACAUCCAUAAAUGAUAAGACUGAACCGAAAAUUCUCUCAAACAGUAACAACAACAAUAAUAACGAUGGACAAUUUACAAACAAUAUUGGAUCUGGCAAAGAUGAUAAACCUCCCUAUUCUUAUGCACAGCUUAUUGUGCAGGCUAUUUCUUCAGUGCCAGACAAGCAAUUGACUCUUAGUGGAAUUUAUUCAUAUAUUACGAAGAAUUAUCCAUUUUAUAGAACAGCUGAUAGAAGCUGGCAGAACUCCAUCCGUCACAAUUUGUCUUUGAAUCGUUAUUUUGUGAAAGUGCCAAGAUCCCAAGAAGAACCUGGUAAAGGUUCUUUCUGGAGGAUUGAUCCUCAGUCUGAAGCGAAACUUAUUGAACAAGCAUUUAGAAAAAGACGGCAAAGGGGUGUUCCUUGUUUCCGGCCUCCCCCAUAUGGAGGUCUGGCAUCUAGGUCAGCCCCAGCCUCUCCUACCCAUGGAGGUAUGAGUGGCCUGGUAACCCCAGAUUCAUUAUCUAGGGAACCUAGCCCUGCCCCUGAAAUGCUUAAUCAAGACUCUGAGGUCAAUUCAUCAUAUACCUCAAAUCUUCAGUUUUCAUCAUCUAGAACCUUCUUACCAGUUCAUGUGGCAGAGUCUAGGCAGAAUUUGUCAAAUCCGGGAUCACCUGGAAGCUACAUGAACAAUAAUUCAGCUCCACAGAACAUAAGCAGUAGCCUGCAGCCAUCAACCCAUUACAUAAAGCCAAGGGUUUAUUUUCCACAGCCUUUAAAUAUGAUUAGCAAUGGUGUUAUAAAUAAUGGAACAUAUGAGGAUCAUCAUGGGUGUGAAAAGCUGUAUGGACAGUUGAUGUAUUCUCACAGAAACACAGAGCCACAGCCAGUUGAUUCAACUCGCAUCAACCAACAGCCAAGUGUCAUCAUGCAAGCUCCACCCUCUCUGCCGGGAAGUACCUUCAGUCCACCAUCAUCUACUUCCCAUCCCAGCUCCACCACCAUGGAAGCCCCUCCUACCUUCAUGCAAAUGCUGAACAUGCCUGAAAAUGAUACAGAGUCCGAACAAAUGAGGUUGCAUGACAAAAGUUAAUUUUUAAAUAAAACACUGAGAAAUUUUUAAUCAGGGAUAAAUUUGUACGUUUCACAUAUCUCGAAGUUAGAUUGUAAGUUCAUUAAUUCUUCCUUUUAAGUUUUGAAAACAACACGAUUUUUUUUAUAUUUAUUAAAAACAUAAAAUGAGCAAAAUCAAAUAAUAAUCUUUAGAUUUAUUUUUAAAAAGUCUAUCUUUUCUCAUGAAUAUUAUUCUCUUUUAUUAAUUGCAGCAGAUCUCUGUUAAAAAAUUUCAACAUGCUUAAUUAUAUUCAAAAUUCCUUUGAAUUACAAAUGCAACUUAUAGAUUUGUUAUUUGAAAGGAAUUUAUCUAGCUUAUAUUAAUCUGUUUUAAUUUUGCAUAGUAUUUUUACUUGAACUUCCAUUGUUCAAUUAAUGAAACUAUUAAUUUUUGACUGUCUAAGAAUAAGACUAAUUGAUUGUCUAAAACUAAGACUAUUUGAGUGUCUGAGACUAUUUUAUAAGUGGACUAAAUCUUUCAUAAAUUGAAUGCACUUAUCAUCUUUAUCGUGUAAAUCGCUUUUCUGGAAAAAGGAAUUUAUAGAAUAGAUCUCAUAAACUUUUUUGUCUAAACAUGAAAAAAUACUGCUUUGCUAAUGCAGAGCUUUGUUUAAAAUAACCGAGGAAGUUAAUGAAGCUUUCAUAAAAUUCGAAUUUUCAAUUUCCAAAUAUUAUUUUUUGUUUUAUUUAAAAUUACAAUUUUCUUUUAAAAAUUACUUUUUAUGUUUAAAAUUUUACAUAUCUUAAGUAUUGGAACAUAUUGCUUGAUUGAUUUCCCUCUUUGCAUGUUAUUAAUAGAGGCCUGGAUAUAUGAAUAAUUACAUUAUUAAAAACAAAAUUCUUGUUGAAGAAUUUUAAAGCUUGAACAUGCCAGGAUACUGUUGGCUUUUAAUACGAAAAAUUAUUUUUAGUAUUUUUAGCUUUUUAUUAUUUGAUAUUUACAUAAACACUUUAUGUGUUUACGGUUUUCCAACCCAAAAAACUAUUAUGAUGGUUUAUUCCAUAUAAGAGGGGCAAAAUAACGAUUCAUUCUCUGGCCCCUAUUUUGCAUAGCCAAAUGCUAGUCACUAUAUUACUUUCAUUAAAAUAUCAAGAAAUAAAUGCUUAUAGACAAAUAUGUAAGUACUGUUCAAGUUGUGUAUGAUUGCAAUAUCAGUAAGAUUGUACCUUUCUGCAUGCCUGAUGCUGUUGUUUUAUUGUUAUUAUAGCGACAUAUCUACUUGGUAGUAAGUGCUUUAUUAUGCUAUUGUUGUAGCAAUGCUUGUUUCUCAUAAUUGAAAUUGUUUGUUAGGUUGCAAAUAUGUUAAUUAUUAAUCUAAAGAUUAGUAUUACAAGCAUUAGGAUGUAAUGUGGAUAAAAUUUAAUUGUUAAAAAAAUCCUCAGUUUUUUUUAAAUUAAUUUUUAAAAAUGGCAUAUUUUUAAAACUGAUGCUUUUGAUUUAUGUGUUUGUAUUAUGCAUUUAUCACUUCAAAUUUUUAUUUAUAAAUCUUGUGUGUUAACUUCUUUAAAUAAGUUAGUCUUAUCAGGAAAAUAGCAUUAAAUAAUGCAUAACAAACUAAUAGUGCAAUUUCUUGGAUCAUCAUUUAAAAAGGUUUUCUGGGCUCUUACAUUUUUUGGAAUAAUAAUUUUUUGUGUAUAUGUCAUAGAAAUGUUUUUAAUAGCUUUUGGGCAUUUAUUAUUCAAAAUAGGAAUAGUGUUUACUAUUUUAUGCCUUUAAAUUUAAAUCUUGCAAAAGAAUUUAUUUUUAAUUAUGAAGUCUUAGACAUAAUUUAAUUCAUUUAUUUAUGUCAAGAAUUAUAAAAUAUUGACAUUCUCAUAAUACUCCUGUCAAAUUGUUGAUUAUUUUACAAAUAUUUUCAAUCUUCAUGAAAUAGUGAUUAAAAAUGUAAGCUUGUUCUCUAAUUUUUUUCUUGUGAUUUAAUUACAAUUAUAAAUAAUAAUUGUCAUCUAUAAAACUAAAUAAACUUCUGUUAAUCAGCUGAAAAUUAUUAACAUAUUGGUGGAGUUCUUCCAGAUAUAAAUAAAAAAUUAUCAUUUAAAUUUAAAAAUAUUUUUAAAUCAUAGAAUCUUUAAAUACAUAAUUAUUAAUUUAAAAAUAUUUUUCCGAUAAGAUGUAUUGUUUAUUUUUCAUAAGAUGAUCCAAAAACUUGUAUUAAAUUCUAAUUCCUUUUCCUUUAAAGUAAUAAAGAAAAAUUGGAAUACUGUAUCCAUUUCAAAAUUAGAAAUUUUGUUUUAAAACAAAAACACAAUUCUGAAUACUGCUAAUAUAAAACUUAUAGUAAGGAUAUAGUGACACAGUUGCAAAAAAUGAUUUAUUAGCCUGUAAAAACUAAAAGCACACUGAUAAAAUAUAGUUUUAGAUUUGAACAUGUGGGACUUUUUGAUGCUUAUUCUGUUAAUGUAAAAUAUAUAUAUAUUUUUUAAUUUUAUAGUAAAAUCGAAAUACUCAUACAUUUUUUCUAAAAAAAAAUUGUAAGCAGCCAUCCCUCCUCCCCCCCCCAAAAAAAAAAUACAAAUAGUCUUUAUAAUUUUGUUAUAAACUGAAAUGUGGUUUCUCUCUUUAAUUAUUUGUAAAGUUAUCCAUACAAAACUUUGAAUUGUAUGAUUUAAACAUUGUUGCUCAUGAUUUUUAACCGAUUGAAAAGUAAUGAAUUAAAAUGACCCAGAAUUAUGUUUUAUAUGAAAAGAAUUUGGGCAAUUAGAAAUUUUGAAUUUACUGAUAAUAGUUUAAAACGUAUAUUAGAAAGGAGAGGACUUAUUACAUACAACUAGAAAUUUAAAAGAUUUACACAUUAUAGCAAGUAUAUUGUUUAUAUAUUUGGAGCAAUCUUUAUAUUGCAAAAUAUGUAUGAAUUAUGACUUGAUAGUUGCAUAUAAACUAAUGUGAAGUUUUGCAUUUUAAUUAUGUGCUCAAUUCAAACAAAAUUUAGAAUAAGUUCACACAAAUUAUGAUUUUAGCCUCGCAAAAUCAGUUUUUCAUGUAAAGGUUAUUUUUUAUGACAUUCUUAUUUCAAAAUAUAUGUAUACCUUUUGCUUCUUGUUUCUUUUGAUACAUUGGAUCAUUUUAAAAUAAGUAUCUUUUUAAAAAUAUUAUUAACUUUGUGCUUAAAUAUAUUUCAAGUAAGGUUAUCAUAGCCAUGUUUAAAAUUAAUUUAAAAUAAUUUGAUUCUUUAAUUUUUUUACCAUAGUUAUUUUUAUUUUCGAAAUUAUUUUGUGCCAAUAGUAAUCUUAUGUGUUGAUGUAUAUAAAAUUAUGCAUGUGAAAAUUAUUGAUCAUGAUUUUUUAUGUUUAAAAAUAUUAUAUAGUGUUGAUUUAAUUCCUUAGUAUGUGCAAUUCUUUUCAAAUAUUGUUGCAUUUUACUGAAGAAAUUACAUUAAAAGCUUUUAGUUCCUAUUUUCCCUGCUACUGAAAGGUGGCUUGUGAAUCAGAUCUGUGAUUCACAGAUUUUGAUUUUAUGGUUGUGUUUGCAACUAUAUCUGUUGUGAAUGAAAGUUAAUUGUAAACUUAUAAUUAUGUUAUUAAAUUGUGUAAAAAUAUUGUCAGAAUUUCUUAAUCAUCUGUACUUAUGACAUGUCCAUAAUUUUUUUUAACACAAAACUAGCUACAAGAGUUUAGAGUAUAAGUGUGCUUCAUAAUAAUAAUAUUGUUGAAAGAAAUAUUUUUUAACUCCAUACAAGAUAUAAAUAUUCUAUAAAAUGUUAAAAUGAGUGCUAAUCUAAAAUAAAUUUUAAUAUAUACAUAUAUAAUAUAGCAUAAUAUAUAUACAUUAAUUAGAUUAAUUAUUUUGAAUAGAAUUUUGUUCUAAACUUGCCUUAAAUGAAAUGUACAAAUUUUAUAAAUUAUAGUAUAACAGGGUAUUUAUUUUUGCACUUUGAUUACAAAAGAUUUAUUUAAAUAUCAUAUGUUAAUUUAUAUUUAAAAAAAAAAUUUUUUUUUGAUGAAACAGUUUGUGAUGCCUUGCGAAAUAUUUUCAUAUAAAUAUCUCUUUCCUAUUAUUUACAAAAGUAAAAUAUAUAUAUACUACAAUCUGAUUAAAGACUUCUAUAAUUAUUAUAUAUAUUUGGUUCUGUAACAUUGAAAAAACAGUGAAGAGUUAUGUAAAGGCAUGCAGUUCAAAUAUAAUUUGUAAUGGAAUAUGUUGAGAAUUUAUGCAAUGUACUAUUGAUAUACUAAUGCUUACUUUUGAAGCCAAAUGGGUGAGAGAAAAUUCUGUGUAUUUUGUGGAGUGGAUCUUGCCAUUAAAAGGAUAGCCUCAAAAUCCAUUCUCAAAGUGCAUUGAACUCAGUAAAUUAUGAAGUGUACAGAAAAGUUAGAUAUUUUAUUGUAGAUUUCUUAUUCAUUGUUGAUUUUAUUUGUUAACUGCUGAUAAUAUUGUUAUAGUAUUUCUUUUUUGUUUAAUAUUUUGAAUUUAGAACUUUUGUUUUAGAUGCUCAUGUUUUAGUGAUGCUAAGAAAUUGUGUAUACUUGUUAUCAGAAUAUUUACAUCGACUAUAGUGUAAUUUGUUUUAUGCAGUUUAUAUGUACGAUUUCCUAUGUGAAAAAGAUUGGAAAUAAGAUUAUUGCAGAUUUUAAAAGCUAUAUUUUUUCAUAUGCACCAAAGCUAAUAAUUUUCUAUUCUGAAAGAUAUAUAUAAGUAAACCAUUGGUAGAGUGCCAUUAUUAGUUUAAAAUGUUAUGAUAUAAAUGUAAUUCUAUAGUUUGAACGAUUAAAUUAAUCCUGUAUUACAAAAAAAAUUAAUAAAUUUCAAAUAUUUUUACAAAAACUUCAUACAAAAAGAAAAUAGCUUUUUAUAAUUAUUUGUAUUAAAGAAAUGUAGCUGAAAUUCAAAAAUCCAUUCAUGAUCAUCAAAUCAAAAUUUCAUUCAACAUCUAUAAUUGAGUCAGUCAUUAAUCACAUUUUAUAAAAAUUGCACAUUGUAAUAUCUAGUCAUCAAAUGCGACUAAAUUUUUUUUAAUACUUUCAGUUAUUUUAUGAAACAUUUGCUCUUAUGCUCAUAAUAUGUGUCAAUAAUGCUUUUCAUUUAUAAGGUCUGCUAUUAACCUUAGUUUCAAGACUUGCAAAGGAUGAAUGUUUUGCAUUCUACUGUUGAGUAGAAUUUUGAAUGUUUUCUUUAUUGAAAUAGCAUUCCAUUUUUCUGUGCCUCUGUAGCAUUGCUAAAUUUUUAAAACUGUUUAAUCUGUGUUACAGAUUUUGAAAUUUUAUUGACAUUUUUUUGAAUUGUUUGAAAAUAAAGUACAACUAUGUCUCUGAUAA
Molecule: messenger RNA, 7139 nt
Organism: Argiope bruennichi
Lineage: Eukaryota; Metazoa; Arthropoda; Arachnida; Araneae; Araneidae
Product: forkhead box protein K1-like
Exons: 7
Coding region: 127-1866 (579 amino acids)
Biological process (GO): regulation of transcription by RNA polymerase II
Molecular function (GO): DNA-binding transcription factor activity, RNA polymerase II-specific; RNA polymerase II cis-regulatory region sequence-specific DNA binding; protein binding
Source: RefSeq, a predicted model, not a curated record